CAUUGCUCCUUUCAGUGCUUCAGUGAUACUGCAUAUCAGCGGUGGACAACGGUGCAAAAAUAAGCUCGAACCGUAAACGAGAAGCAACGGUGACAGCAGUCCGUGUAACUUUAAAAGUGACAGCGGAGGGAGGUGAAUUUAAGGAUCCAGAAUUCCGCAUCCUUAGUCGGGCAGCGUCGGAGCGUCCCACCAGAGGAACUUAACGUUACACUGAGAUUUGUCACGCACAUUGUUGCGGUCCCUGUGUAAAAAGCAGCAGCAGCAACAGCAGCAUUCCUUUGGACUUCGAGGUAAAGUCUGACGCUUUCUGAACUUGACGGGCGUGUGUUUGUUGUGUGAAGGAGUCUUCUGUGACAUGUGAGAAAAGUUCUCGCCUUCUUCACAUGCUUAAACUUUAUUGCCUCCGGUUAGACGGAACUUCAAACACGGAGGUGAAGAAGGAUAUUUGAAAUCUCUGUUACUCAAAGGACGAUUUCUCUGAAACCAAAUGUCAGCUUCAACGCGGUGAAGCGAGGACGAGUCAGGUUGGUGGUUUUGAAUGCACGAGUCUCAAGUUUCUGCCGCCCUGGCCAGUGAUAUUAACGCGUGAAUUUGACCUGGGAUAAGUUGUCAACAAGAGGCAAACUGGCAGGUGUAUAAGUACAUUUACAUGCAUGGGCAUAUGUAUAUCUCGCUGCACUAUAAAUAGAAGCUCGUGCUUAUGUAUUAAACCCUGGGCACUCAUCUUCAGUCGUUUUCAUCACAAUCCCAGCGAAACCCACGCGUGUCGCUUUGGCUUUUAGGGUUGGUGUCGUCGCAUGGACUGACAUGGCCACCGAUCUCGCCAUGAGCGCAGAUUUGCCCAACAGCCCCCUGGCUAUUGAAUAUGUCAACGACUUCGACCUCAUGAAGUUUGAAGUCAAGAAAGAGCCUCCGGAGGCCGACCGCUAUUGCCACCGCCUGCCCCCGGGCUCGCUAUCCUCCACCCCAAUCAGCACACCCUGCUCCUCGGUGCCUUCCUCGCCCAGCUUCUGUGCCCCCAGUCCCGGAUUGCAGCCAGGGCAGAACCUCGGAAAUGGCGUCAGCAACAACAACAACAACAACAACAACCAAGGCUCCUCGGGCAAGCCACAGCUGGAGGAUCUCUACUGGAUUCCCAACUACCAGCAUCACAUCAGUCCAGAGGCCCUCAACCUGACGCCCGAGGACGCGGUGGAAGCGCUUAUCGGUAACGCGCACCACCACCACCACCACCACCAGCCCUACGAGGGAUAUCGCGGUCAGCAAUACGUCGGAGAAGACCUCUCGACGGCCACGAACGGGCACCACCACCCGGUACACCAUCACCAACAUCACCACCACGGCCACCACGCGCACGCGCGCAUCGAGGACCGCUUCUCGGACGAGCAGCUGGUGAGCAUGACGGUGCGCGAGCUCAACCGGCAACUGAGAGGCUUCAGCAAAGAAGAGGUGAUCCGUCUCAAGCAGAAACGUCGAACCCUGAAGAACCGCGGCUACGCGCAGUCGUGCCGCUACAAGCGCGUGCAGCAGCGCCACAUGCUCGAGAGCGAAAAGUGCACGCUUCAGAGCCAGGUGGAGCAACUCAAGCAAGACGUGGCGCGUCUGAUCAAAGAGCGGGACCUGUACAAGGAGAAGUACGAAAAGCUCGCGAGCCGAACCUUUAACGGCGGCGGAGGCAGCGGAGGCGGGAACACUCGGGACCCGUCCAACGGCACUCAUGGCAAAACCACUUCCACGGAUUUCUUCAUGUGAGAGUGAUUCUUGUUAAAGACUUUUUCCGCACCAACGUAUUCGUUUUUUAAACCUUAAUUUUUAUGAUUUUCAGUGUGAAUUUUAUUUGCAGUUCUUAUCUUAAAUAACCUACUCAGUGUCCACUUUAGAACAUACACUCUUGAAAAUAAAGGUCUGAUGCCAUAUGAGAACCUUUUUAAGUUCCUCAAAUAAAUAUUUUAUUUUAAAAGACUCUUUACAUCUAUGUAUACUGGUGCUUAAAAGAACUCAAAACCCAAUUAUGCAAAUCUAUAGAAUCCAUAGUGUAACAUCCAGCACUUUUUCUUUUCCAAAGAACUACCCACUUUUACCGCCAAAAUGGUUAUUGACAAGCAAGUCAAGUCCUUUGCUGAACUUAAAGUGCUGAAAGGAAACACAUUGAAGAACCUUUAUCUUUAAGAGUGUAGUCUAACAUUACAGCGACAUAUUUAAAAUCUUCACUCAUUAUUUGUGUACAUAUAUUACUGUACCAUAAAAGUCUUAAGGUUAGUGUAAUGUUAGGAUUAUCUUCCACAGAUACUGCACGGACCCUUCUACUUCAUAACACCUCCGCUUUAAAUAUGGGAUCACGCAUAACGUCCAAAGACCCAUCAGUUUUGGAUUCUGUAAAUUCGUGUUUUGUUGUUUUUUUUUUUUUUUUUUUUUUUUUUUUUGUUGUAUGCUAACUGCAAAGUCCGACAUGUUUAAAGACAUACCUACAGCCGCUUUCUUAACCUUUUUUGUUUUGGUUUGUUUUUUGUUUUUUGUCUUAACGGACUGACGAGUCUUAAUGGCAAUGAGAACAUAAACUACUGGAAACGAAACUUCAGUCUGUGAAGGAACUUUUUAAGGAACAAUGCUAAUAUUAAAACAUAAGCAAGAAAGGGAGAUAGCAAUACAACCUUGACUUUUCUCAGUCAUGAACUGAGGUUGAGGGGACUUAUGAACUUUGAGGGCCCUCAAGCUUUGCUCAAGUCUGCAUUACCCCACCAAUCCUGCAUGCGGGACAUGUAUGGUACUCCAAACGCGCCAGGUCCUUUCUCUCUCUCUCUUUCUCAUACAGCACUUGGAUGAAAAGCAUGGCCCUUAACCACUCUCUCUUCUCUUUUUUUCCUCGUUUCUUCUGCUCAACACAAACCGUGUAUGUGAAGGAACUCAUGCGUACCUUCGAAAUCACAUGAAAUCCGUUCUUGCAUUUCUUUUCUAUUGUUUAAAAGUACAGAAUAAGAACAAAGAAAAAAACACCGAACUGAGCCAGAGUUAUUUAUUCCCAAUUGUACAUAUGUAAAGGUCAAAUGGUGUGUUAAUUUAACUUUCUUUUUAAAAAAGUCCUUUUUGCUUGAUUAUUUAAAACGUCUUAAUACGAUGUUUGUAUGUAGUAGCAUGCAAAUAACAAAGAUAUUCUCAUCCUGAUGAAUAUGUACAAUUUCAAAGGAAGCCUACUGCACUACGAUUUGAAGAAUUGGGAUUUCUAUAAAAUUUCUUUUCCUCUGGGUUAAUCGAAUUGCUGUUAUGGCGGACAUAGUCGAUCAAAAGUGCAUAUAAAUACAAGGACUUUAAUUGCUGCUAAUAUUCUAUGCACCAAAUUCGAAAGCAAUUAACAGAAGCUCUGAUUAUGUGAAUUUUGUACUUCAAAAUAAAUGAAGGUAUGUAGAAAACUGGUUAGAUAUGGAUAUCAAAAAUAACUAAGAUCAUCUCUUUAAGAACGUUUAUAUAUAUAUAAUUUGUCUUAAUAACCGGGUUGAUGAACGACAUAAAACUGUUAACUUCAAAUAUGACAACCGUCGUUCGUAGGGCAAGAAGGGUUGUUUUAACUUUUUAUGACAUAAUAAAACUGUAGCAUACUCUGUAUAAAGCAGUUGCCUAUUGUUUUGCAUACAACAUUGUGAUGAUAACAGGCUUCCGACCAUACUGAAUUACACUACAGGUAGAUGUCAAGAGAUUAAAUGCGGAUAUAAUUCCACAAUACUAGAGGGUUUGUGUGCAGACUUUGCUAUAAUUAAUCAUGCGCAUUUGAGCUUGAAAAAUAGCCCAUCUUGUUCAGGCUAAAUGAAGAAGUUGCCAAAGUGGAUUAUCUAAUGCACGUAAAUUGUCUUAAAUCAGUUUUCAAAUUCUUUCCGACCUGUGUAUGCUUAAUUUCCUAACAGAUCUAUCGGCCAGACUCCUAAAAUAAGGUCUCCAAGUAUGCUCCUUUACCUGGGUUAGUAUCUGCUUGAUAUCUCACCUGAAAACCACUGUUAACAUUGAUUAAUUUAUUUCGUUUAAAUUAUGAAUUAUGAUACAGUUCGUUAUGAAGCAAUCUCUCUGUCUAUUGGUCUAAUUUGAAGCACAGCGGCUUGAGGUUACAUAAUGUGCUGUCAUGUGUGCUGUCUUAUGUAAAAAUAAAUAAAUAAAUAAAUAAAAUGGGGGAAAAAAGAAGAAAAAAACUGUACAUAGCCUAUAAUUUCUAUAUAUUUAUCGAAAUUAUAAAUGUCCUUACGUGUCAGUAAGUCCAAACCAAAAUGUUUCGCAAUGGAAUGUUGUUCAGAAUCUUGUUUUCAUAAUGUUUAAUAAAAACUCCUGUCAAAUG
Cyprinus carpio (common carp) is the source of this 4318-nucleotide messenger RNA. RefSeq names its product transcription factor MafAa-like. Bases 808 to 1752 code for a protein of 314 amino acids. NCBI's taxonomy places the organism in Eukaryota, Metazoa, Chordata, Actinopteri, Cypriniformes, Cyprinidae. Gene Ontology annotation, biological process: regulation of transcription by RNA polymerase II. Gene Ontology annotation, molecular function: DNA-binding transcription factor activity, RNA polymerase II-specific; RNA polymerase II cis-regulatory region sequence-specific DNA binding. The record is from RefSeq and is a predicted model, not a curated record. The transcript has a single exon. Gene Ontology annotation, cellular component: nucleus.